AUGGCCCUCAAGCAGAGGCUGGACACAAUCGUUGCCUCCCACGUCGCCUCCACCGAGGACGCAGAAGUGCGCAACAAGCUCCUAGCUGCUAGCUUCAUCCUGGUCGACCACAAUGGCAUAAUCCACUCGAGCACCGCUGGGCGCCUGGAAUUUCCCCCCGACUCACAGCCAUAUACAACCUCUUCGAUCUGCUGGGUGGCCUCCCUGACCAAGCUCGUGACCGCCGUCUCUCUGCUCCAGCUCGUCGAGCGCGGGGUCCUGGACCUAGAUGCGGAUCUCCGUACAGACGUCCCCGAGCUGGGCGCUCUGGAGAUCCUGCGCGGCUUCGACUCGUCAGACCAGCCGGUGCUGGAGCCCAACACCCGUCCCAUCACCCUGCGGCAACUCCUGACGCACACGCUGGGCCUGGGCUACGACAUCCCGGAACCGGACCUCAUGCGAUGGUCCCGGGCCGUUGGCCGCACGGCCACAAACCUGGACUGGUCUCUGGCGGGCUUCACGACACCCCUCAAGUUCCCUCCGGGCGACGGCUGGUGCUAUGGCGCGGCGUACGACUGGGCCGGUCUCCUCCUCGCGCGUGUCACCGGGCAACCCCUUUCCGCGUACAUGCGGGAGCACAUCUUCGGGCCCUGCGGCAUGGAGAGCACGACAUUCUGGCCCCGGGAGGUCGACGCGGAAGGGAAACGCACGCUGGUCACGGCGGUCUCGGACGCGGAGCCCGGCAGCGGGGAUGCGGGCUCGGGACUUCUGAAGCCCGGAGACCGGCUCGUGCCGGACGAGCACGAGAUGGAGUCCGGCGGUGCUGGCCUGUACACCUCGCCCGAGGAUUACGGGCGCUUUCUCUCGGCGCUGCUGGGCCACAGGCUGCUGUCCCCGCAGACGACGGAGCUGCUCUUCCGGCCCCAGCUGGACGCGGCGCAGCGCGCCAUGCUGCGGGACGCCGUCUCGGCGGCGCAUGACAGCUACGCGCCCGAGUUCCCGCGGGGCACGGAGCUGGACCACGGGCUGGGCGGGCUGAUCAACGUGGGCGAUAUCCCCGGCAAGCGGCGGAGGGGCAGUAUGAUGUGGAGCGGGCUGACCAAUGGCCGGUGGUGGGUGGAUCGCGAGACGGGCAUCGCUGGCGCUGUGUUUACGAACGUGAUACCGUUUGGCAACGGCGUCCUCAGUCGCAUGUUGGAUGAGAUCGAGAGGGCAGUGUACGAGGAGUUUGGGACCAGGUAG
This is a messenger RNA of Neoarthrinium moseri, 1221 nucleotides long. RefSeq lists its product as uncharacterized. The transcript has a single exon. Bases 1 to 1221 code for a protein of 406 amino acids. Lineage: Eukaryota; Fungi; Ascomycota; Sordariomycetes; Amphisphaeriales; Apiosporaceae. The record is from RefSeq and is a predicted model, not a curated record.